AUAGGUCCAAGGCAGUGCAUUUUAAAUUGUUAUGCUUUGUUCACUAAGGCUAGUUCUACAUCUCAAUUACAGGAUCCAUUUGCACGAGCCAAGAACUGGGUUCUAGAAUUUCAAAAGCAAGGGAAUCCUAACAUGGUUGUGGCUCUUGCUGGUAACAAAGCUGACCUGGAAGAUAAGAGGAAAGUGACAGCUGAAGAGGCACGAACAUAUGCUGAAGAAAAUAAUCUAUUUUUCAUGGAAACAUCUGCCAAAACUGCAAUCAAUGUAAACGACAUGUUUUAUGAAAUAGCAAAGAGGUUACCGAGGGCUCAGCCUGCUCCAAACCGGGCAGGGAUGGUGCUUGUGGACAGACCUGCAGAAGGAUCCAGAACUGCUGCAUCUUGUUGUUCCUAAAGCAUUGGUGUUGUGAUUCUUCUUCCUUUAACUUAGCAUCUUCUGUGUUUUCUGUGGCUUGUCUUUUGCACUUCAGUGGCACACUCUUAGUUGUAGCUCCCUCAAGUAGUAGUAUGGGCAGUGUAUAUAUAAUACACACGCGCCUUGGAAUUGAAAACUUUUGGUGGCUUGAUUUGUUCAAUACAUGGGGUGGAUGGAAUCCAUGAAACUCUCAGCUCUCUCGCAUCAAAACAUGUGUGAAUAACUUCAAUCUUUUUAUUAGCUGCAAGCUGUUUGAAUUUUAAUUUAUCAUAUUAUUCUUGACUAGUCA
Molecule: messenger RNA, 703 nt
Organism: Prosopis cineraria
Lineage: Eukaryota; Viridiplantae; Streptophyta; Magnoliopsida; Fabales; Fabaceae
Product: ras-related protein Rab5-like
Exons: 4
Coding region: 133-393 (86 amino acids)
Molecular function (GO): GTP binding; GTPase activity
Source: RefSeq, a predicted model, not a curated record